AUGGAUAGGAUGAAUCUGUUGCCAGAUGACUUGAUCUUUAAGAUACUCUCUUUUGUUCCAUCCAAAGAUACAGUGUCCACAACAAGCCUUUUGUCAAGACGUUGGCGUUCACUUUGGAAACACGUCCCAGCUCUUGUGUAUUCCGAUCCAAAUAUUGACAGUGAAUACUGGAGAGCUUCACGUUUUAUCGACAAGUUUUUGCUACUACGAGACAACGCUCAUGCAUCUCUAGAAACUAUCCGUUAUGUUAGUCAAAACUGUCCUCUUACAGAUAUUGAAACAUGGGUUGGUAUUGCAGUUUCUCUUGGUGUGCGCAAUCUUCUGGUUCACCGGUCUAGACCAUGUUUCCUGCCCAUACGGUUGCCUACAUAUGAAACCCUUGUUACCUUAAGCCUUCAACAUGCCAUCAUAGUUGAUGUUCCUUUGAAUAUUUGCUUCCGGUCAGUCAAGAGUUUGACUCUUAUAUUUGUGGAGUUCCCAAGCGAUGAAACCGUUCAUCGGCUUCUAUCUGUCUGUCCUGUUCUUGAAGACCUAAUUGUGGGUCGAGGCGGCUAUGUCAAAGUGAAAACUUUCACAAUAAUAGUUCCUUCAUUGCAAAGAUUAACACUCGAAGAUAUUUUUCAAUAUGGAAAUCCAGUUCCAGGACAUGAUAUUGGGUUUGUGAUCAAAGCUCCUUGUUUAAAGUCGUUAGUGAUUGCUAGCAAGUUUGGUUCGUUCUAUUCACUGGUGAAUAUGCCCUUCCUGGUGAAGGCUAACAUAAUGCUUCAGCAUGGAGCUUCUGAGAAUCUUCUCGGACAUCUUACCUCAGCCAAACACCUAUCCUUAUGUCUGAAUCAGGAUUUUUAUCCAAUAGGGAACUUUAAUGAGCUCGUGUCUCUUUUAUAUGUUUUUACCAAGCAGGAAGGUUAUCACCGAAACAGAAGAGCUGCCUUGCGAAUCAAGUCAUCUCAUAGAGCUGAUGUGAUAGAUCCGGAUGAGAUCUUGGAACUGGUCCGAUGGUGCUCUCUGGGGAACAGAAUAUCGACGACGAAGAUGGGUGAGGUUGAAAGGGCCGGGAAGCGUGUUCCGGCGAGUUUCGGUAUCCCGGUGAAGCGUAUCGUGGCCUACUCCGGUGGUAAUUCCUUGGCGGUGACGACGCGGUGGGUAGCGACACGUGUUAUCUCGUUUGGUGAGAUCUCAUCACGUGUCCUUGGGUGA
This is a messenger RNA of Raphanus sativus (radish), 1197 nucleotides long. RefSeq names its product putative FBD-associated F-box protein At5g56440. The record is from RefSeq and is a predicted model, not a curated record. Lineage: Eukaryota; Viridiplantae; Streptophyta; Magnoliopsida; Brassicales; Brassicaceae. Bases 1 to 1197 code for a protein of 398 amino acids. Gene Ontology annotation, molecular function: protein binding. The transcript has 3 exons.